CCAUGUGGCAGUGUGCCCUUUCUAGAGGAGGACAAGCAGCUUGAGGAUUUCCUGUUAGUCACAUUGCGGCUUGAAGGAAACCCCUUUCCAUUAAGGAAGACUGAUGGCCAGCAGCCCCCGCUGAAGAGCUCAGAAUGAGCACCCCUGUGGCUCCUAAGAAAUCAUAUUUCAAUCAGUUGCAGGACAACCGAAAUGGAGCAAAAAAUAAUAAUGAGAGUAUUCUAAGUCUGGGAGAUACAAAUGCCAAUCAAAUCAUGUUGGAGGUCCACACCCCUCAGGAUGAGUCUAAGACGUGUGACCUGACUGAUAAAAUUGGAAAUGCUAAUUCAAGUGAGCUGGAGCACCAUCCUCACUUCCAGAAGGAGCCUCAUCAACUUCCGGGCUUUUGGAGAGGGUCUCAGGCUGGCUCCACAAGCUCAAAAGACGUUAAACUUUCUCCUACUUUCCCUGGGGUUCUGCAUGAAGACUGUGUGAGGGAGGGAGGCACAGAUACCUCCCAGACUCCUCAGAGUGCCCAGGGGCCAAGCCUGCCAAACUGGAGGAACGUGAUGAGUGAGGCCAGUUCCGAGGUUUUGGCUAAAAAGGGGCUUGAAGCUCCUUGGCACGUUCGCAAGGACAAAUGGGCCAAGACCCUUGACAAUGAAGAGCUGAAAAGGCAUUCUUUGGAACAAGCAAGCAGCUGUGCGGCUGUGGCUGGGACCAUGGCUCUUGGAAGGCCCUAUGCCCCUGAGCCUGGGGGUCAUGUGUCCAGGUGUGGGGAGGAGCUGCAGAGGACACUGGCUGACCACUUUCCAGAGACAGUGUUUCCUCCAGCUUACAGUACCUCAGAGGCAAAGAGUGUACGUCCUCCUAAACCAUCUACCUCAGAAGCCAGGGACACCAUCCCCUCGGAGGCCCAGGUGGAGGGGGCACAUGAACUAAAUGUUUGCAAUGAGCACAAGUCACGUUCUGCCCAUCCUGAGCCUGCUCUGAAUUCCACUUUGGUGUCAAAAGAAAUCCUGAGUCAUCCCGAAGCACAAUUAGGUCAGGGAAAGGAAGAGCCGAAGCUGGAAUCAAAAUGCAUUGAACUCAGGGCUGGGGAGGAGCUAAAAUCACCCCAGGCGGGUGACCUGGGAUGUCAACAGAAAGAGAGGACGUCACUCCGAGAGAGAAAGGAGACAUGUAGGGAAGCACAUGGAGAAGCCACUAGUGCCACUAGUGGUCCAUCAGACAGCAUCUGUCAGCAUCUCAGAGUGGGAAGAUGCAGCAGUGAGGGGUCAGGAGCAGGGACAGGUGUGGAAGAGCCUUUCCAGACCACCCUCGCACAGGUCCCUGCUUCCUUGGGAGUGCCUGGUACUCAGCUAACUGGCAGAGCCUCACUAAGCACAGGAAGUAGAUUGGGUGAAAUGACAGCCGGCAGCUUUUCUCCAGAAGGUGGCCAGGUAGCCACUGUUCCUAAUGGCCUGCCUGACAGCACACCCUCACAGGUCAGUGAGGAGACAAGGAGGCUGGACACUGGGAACAGGGAUAGGGCUGUGGGGUUGGCAGCAGAUCCUGCUGUGAGAGAGCACAAGGCUGAGGUCCCUGAGUCCUUGUGUCUUCAGACUAAAAGCUCAGAAGUAGGGGAAAGCAAACAUGUGGCAACACUCAUGGCGGAACCUAAGAACCUUCUAGAAAAUGCAGCCAAGACUGUUGUGGCUCCAUCUAAAGAAGAUUCAUUUCUCAGUACCCCAGCUACCCUUCACCCAGAGACAACUGUGAAUGUGACUCACCAGCCCGCACCGCCCAGUAGCAUUUUCCAGGACCUCGAUGUGUUUAGUGUGGGUACAGGGUCACCCUCAGUGGUCCCACCCUCCACUGACAGUGUGCAGCAGGUGAACGCAUCCUCAGAAGUGCCUGACAAGAACACCUGCCCCAGUGGGAUCCCCAAGCCUGUCGUCACACAUUCCAAGGGCGCAACGUCCUUGCAGGAAGGAACGGAGAAACUUCUGGUAGAAAAGGUGGAAGACAGAACAGACACAAAGCCCAUCCUGAUGCCCAAGCCCAAGCACGUGAGGCCUAAGAUCAUCACCUACAUCCGGAGGAACCCACAGGCCCUGGGCCCGGUGGACACUUCACUGGUUUCUGUGGGUCUUCCCUAUGCCCCUGCCCAGGAGGACCGCGCAGCAAGUGAUGACCUGAAGUCACCUGCCAGCCUCUAUGAGAAAUUCAAACCCGACUUGCAGAAGCCUCGAGUCUUUAGUUCUGGACUGAUGGUGUCUGGGAUCAAGCCCCCGGGGCACCCUUUCAGUCCAGUGAGUGAGAAGUUCUUGCAGGAGGUGGCAGACCACUCUGGAAAAGAGGAAUUUUGUUCUCCUCCCUGUACGCAUUACGAAGUGCCCCCAACUUUCUAUCGAUCAGCCAUGCUCCUUAAGCCCCAGUUGGGAUUAGGCGCAGUGUCCCGACUACCUUCUGCAAAGAGCAGGAUUCUGAUUGCAAGUCAGCGGGCUUCAGCGAGUGCCAUCCACCCACCAGGACCCAUCACUGCCACGGCCAGUCUUUAUGCUCCGGAGCCCUCAGACUUAAAGAAAGCCUCCAGUUCAAAUGCUACAAAAUCCAAUCUGCCCAAAUCUGGGCUUCGUCCUCCUGGAUACUCCCGUCUUCCAGCUGCCAAGCUGGCGGCAUUUGGCUUUGUCCGGAGCUCCAGUGUCUCCUCGGUUUCCAGCACUCAAUCUGUGGACAAUGCCCAGCCGGAGGAGAGCCGACCAGUCACCCGUUCAACCUUUGGGAGUGAAGAGCAGCCAGCUCUGAAGACAGCUGUGCCUUUUAAGGACACAUCAAAGGGGGCCGGCCGGGUGGCCUCGCCAGCAUCUUCCAGUGUGACAACACCCCGUAGGAGUCUACUGCCGGCACCCAAAUCCACUUCCACACCUGCUGGAAUAAAGAAAGAAGCACAAAAAGAUCAAGAUGCGAAUAAACCUGCUGUUUCAUCUCCUAAGAGAAUAGCAGCUUCCACCACCAAGCUUCAUUCACCAGGAUACCCAAAGCAGAGGACUGCAGCCCCUCGAAAUGGGUUUGUGCCCAAGCCUGACCCUCAGGCUCGUGAGGCCGAGCGGCAGCUGGUCCAGAGGCUAAAGGAGAGAUGUGAGCGGCAGGCCCGGCAGCUCAGCCUCACUCAGGGACAACUGAGGAGGGCCAUCUGCGGCUUCGAUGCUGUGGCUGUGUCCAUGCAGUAUUUCUUUGGAAAGAAUGAAAGUGCCCUUGUGAAAGAAAAAGAACUGUCAAUCGAACUUGCAAACAUCAGGGAUGAAGUUGCCUUCAACACAGCCAAAUGCGAGAAGCUGCAGAAGGAGAAGGAGGACCUGGAGCGGCGGUUUGAGGAAGAGCUGAGGAGGAUGGGCUGGCAGCAGCAGGCCGAACUCCAGGAGCUGCAAGAGCGACUGCAGCUGCAGUUUGAGGCGGAGAUGGCACGGCUGCAGGAGGAGCACCACGGCCAGCUGCUGCAGAUCCGGUGCCAGCACCAGGAGCAGGUUGAAGAUAUUACUGCCAGUCAUGAAGCUGCGCUCCUGGAGAUGGAGAAUAACCACACAGUGGCCAUUGCGAUCCUGCAGGAUGACCAUGACCACAAAGUCCAAGAACUGGUGUCUACCCAUGAACUUGAAAAGAAAGAAUUGGAAGAAAAUUUUGAAAAACUGAGGCUGUCGCUGCAGGACCAGGUGGACACACUGACCUUCCAGAGCCAGUCUUUGCGGGACCGCGCCCGGCGCUUUGAGGAGGCUUUGAGGAAAAACACAGAAGAGCAGCUGGAGGUGGCACUGGCUCCUUAUCAGCACUUGGAAGAAGACAUGAAGAGCUUGAAGCAGGUGUUAGAGAUGAAGAAUCAGCAAAUACACCAGCAGGAAAAGAAGAUUAUGGAGCUGGAAAAGCUAGCUGAAAAGAAUGUUAUCUUGGAAGAAAAGAUCCAAGUCCUCCAGCAGCAAAAUGAAGACCUCAAAGUAAGGAUUGACCAGAACACGGUUGUCACCAGACAGCUGUCAGAGGAAAACGCUAAUCUCCAGGAAUAUGUGGAAAAAGAAACCCAGGAGAAGAAGAGACUGAGCAGAACCAACGAAGAGCUGCUUUGGAAGCUUCAAACGGGGGACCCUACGAGCCCGAUUAAACUCUCCCCCACAUCCCCAAUUUACCGAGGCUCCUCAUCGGGGCCCUCCUCUCCAGCCAGAGUCAGCACCACGCCCAGAUGAUGUCACCAUGCAGCCUGCAGGGGCUCCAGCUUCUGUCCACCCCGGGAAUGCUGACCAGGUGCCGGCAGGUGCCGGCCAGCUGCCCUGCGCGCAUGCUCAGUAGCUGCAUACCGCACCCCUGGCAGCAUCCUCUUCUGACCCCUGUGUAGACUGACCUGGUACUGGCACUUAGGAAGAUGUAAACGGUAGUCUGAUGUGCAAAAACAUUUUAUCAUAGUUAGAGCCAAAAGAAAGACAACUCCAAUUAUUCUUGAAUGACGAACUUUCACUGCAGAAUUUCAGGUUAGUUACAAAUAGCUCAGUUUUGAAUAUACAUUGAAUAAUCAUUGUGUACUGCACCAAGAUGUGUAUAUAUUUAGGUACACAUAUAUACACAUGCAGCGGUUCUGAAUUGCAUUUUUUAUAAUGUGAUGUGCUGACAUAUUUUAGUGAAGAUCAGCAGUUUUAUAAUUUGUGCCUAAGGAUUAUUGGGAAAUGAAAACGCAUUUCUAUCUAGCUUCCUAGGAAUAUUUCUACCCAAAAUAGAAAAAGGAAAAAAAAAAUCCAGAUACAGAGAAGAAGCGCCUUUCAACCUGCCACCAAGUGGUAAUCUGUUAACACAAACACCAGCGAUUUGCGAGUGGUAACUGUCUUUGGAACAAUCAGCUUCUUAGUCGACAUGAUGUGAGGUCAUUAUCAUUCCAUUCGCCACUUUUAAUUCUGAAUCCUCCUGUCGUGAGCAGAUGAAGGCUAGAAGUGGGAAACCCUAAGGAGUUGGGUAGUUUUUCUGACGUUACUCAUGACAGAAACUCAUCUGUAAUCAUGUAAACACAGUUUUGCUUUUUUCCUAAAUGGCAUCUUGGAAUCGGUCACUAAGGGAUCAUCGUGCCCUUGGGAAAACGUAGAGCAGCAGGACCUUUUACAGUGAGGAUGAGGGUGACUUGGGCAGUGACCAAGACCAUCACAUCCCAUCCUCGUGAAAGGGAGCUGCUGACCAAUAGGGUACAUAUCUGACCAGGUGCAGAGCUAGACAGCAGCCUCCAUGAUUCCAUUUGGUUUGCUCUGAGCUGAUGCUGUACGUGGUCAAGGCAUUGAAAGGUGACCCUCGGGCCCUUAUUUCAUAGGCAAUUCCCCUUCAGUUCGGUUCUACAACUCCAGCCCGUCACUGCAUAUUGAAAUGGCUCAGGGGCUUUGGCAGGGACUUCCAAACAACCACCCUUUCUGUUAGAGAGGACCAGUUCUGAAAGGGGAAAGGUCAUCACGCAACCUCUCAGAAGCUCAGCUGUACCUUCUGCUGAACGAUCAAGCAUUGUAUUUGACAGUGGUCCAUCUUGGCCCCAGACGGUUCUCCAAACAGAGGAGCCAUCGGAACAGCCGACCAGCCGUCCCGAGCUACUGGACUGGCAUUUGUCUCUGAAAUGAUAGAAUUAGAAUGUGAAAUGUAUUUAUGUAGUGCCGUGGAGGAUUAGGAGCAUGACACACAAAAGAAAAGUAGUUUUGACAGUCAGUAGGGUGAUGACGACAAUGUCUUUGUUCUCUGUAUACGACAAAGACCCCUGCACUUUCCUCCCUGAGACCUCUGAGCGUUGUCCGGAGCGCAGGCCUGCUUUGAGCAUGUCCAAGGCAAACAGAACCAUGGAGCCCGGAAGAAAUGGCCCAUGGAAGGGGUUGGCUUGCCUAAAGUCACAAGCAUGGUGACACAGGCAGACGUGGUCUGUGUACCUUACAUGACUCCAUUUGGGCCUCCUGGCUUCUCAGAUACACCUCAUUUGUAGCAAACCUCCAAGGGUCACGAGCGUUCUGGGGACAUACGCAAUACAUUCACGUGAAAGAAACAGUUCUUUUCCUUUAGUGGCUCUGCAUGAAUCUGAUAAUGAGUUGGAAAUUCUGUUAGAGUAGAUCGGGCCAUGUCAAGUAAAUACACAAUAAUUUAUUCUAGCAGGUACAACCUGCAAACACAAGUUUGGUUGUAGCUUAGCUCUCCAAAAAUUAGGACCAGCUUCUAUAACCGCACCUGCUAAAUGCAGUUACACAGCAAUACGGACUUCAGUGUGGUGUUAGCGUGUGGUAUGGUGUGUUAGGCUGUCGUGGUCCAAGUCGUAGUGAUGUUAGAACUAAGUAAUCCCUCGGUAGGUGGACUAGAGCUUUGCCCUCACUGGCCCUGACCUUGGGCACUCGAGCUAAUUUCCAUGUGGCCCUGGCUUUGUUUUUCUCAUCACGGACACCCAUCAUUUCUGGCUCCUCACGUGAGUCAUUGCUGCUCCUGAAUCACAGGGGAUGGUAGCUGCUGUACCUCCUCCUCGAUAGUCCACCCCUCCCCAUUAGCAUCUGGACCUCUCUCAGCGUAGAAAUCUGCCUGUCUCAGGCUGGCGCCCUUAUCCUAUGUAAAAGCCACAGCCUCCUUGCCCACUUCAGACAGACGUGGCAGCUGGCACCAGUGUCUUCCAUGCCCUUGGGACACCUGUGCUGGCCAGGCCCCACCCUCUGCUUGCCAUAGGCUGGGAAGAAGCUCUGGCUGGACGUCAGGAUGGGGAGGGAGCUGGCGCUCUCUGGGAUUAACAGAAUGGGUUCGUAACGCUCCUGGUUCUGUCCCUCCAGUUUCUGUACUGCAUAUUGGUGUUUAAUUCUGAAAGCUAUUAAAACGAACUUGAGGGGCUCUCUGUGAAAUCCA
Cavia porcellus (domestic guinea pig) is the source of this 6849-nucleotide messenger RNA. RefSeq names its product microtubule associated scaffold protein 2 (gene Mtus2). The record is from RefSeq and is a predicted model, not a curated record. Gene Ontology annotation, molecular function: microtubule binding. The transcript is spliced from 14 exons. NCBI's taxonomy places the organism in Eukaryota, Metazoa, Chordata, Mammalia, Rodentia, Caviidae. Bases 135 to 4199 code for a protein of 1354 amino acids. Gene Ontology annotation, cellular component: cytoplasm; nucleus.